Molecule: messenger RNA, 1311 nt
Organism: Mizuhopecten yessoensis (Yesso scallop)
Lineage: Eukaryota; Metazoa; Mollusca; Bivalvia; Pectinida; Pectinidae
Exons: 3
Coding region: 22-990 (322 amino acids)
Source: RefSeq, a predicted model, not a curated record
UUUCACAACAAACCCAGCGAUAUGUUGCCGACGGUGUUGAGAAGAAGCACGAAUUUAGCGAAGCAGAUGCUUUAUAAUCGGGGCAACUUAGCUCACAAACGUCUGUAUUCAACAGAUAAUACCGAGAAGCACGGGAAUAACCGGAAGGAGGCUUUAUUGGCACUGAACUACCGCCUUGAGCACGUGGACAGCACUGUACCGGAAGCUGUGGUUAAACAUCCGGGUCUCUCCUACAACGACUACGACUCUAAUGGUCAGCCAAAGAUAUGGAUGAUAAUGAAGAUGUUAGAGUCUAUACGUUUCUUUGCUCAUCACUAUCCCCUAGACGACACGGGACGGACUUUCAGAGACUACGAACAAAUGACCAAGGAUUGUCUCAUGUUUCUGGUCACAUCGGAGUUUAUACUUAGCAAAGGAAUAUACAGGCCUUCCCCGAUUACACCCUGGAUGAAAACCAGCGUUAAGGGCGGUUAUGUAGGAAAAACUUCUUUGAAUGCCUCGACGGAAAUGAGGUGUGAAAAUAGUGGACAAAUCAUGGCUUCCAAUAUCAACCAAAUCGUCUGCGUGGACAAGCGAAGCAGACGACCCAUGCCUCUUCCGUUGUGGUGGCGGGAAAAAUAUUCCGAAUCUGGGAAAAAGCACAAGGCUUUAAAUAUCAACAAGUUUGAAAUACCUGACGAAACCUGUAUUUAUCAUACUAAUGUAGCUUGGAGUGAUACCGAUUUAAACCUCCACGCCAACUGGACAGCCUACGCACGUUUUGCGGUAGAUGCAGCCCACCACUGUUACCAAAAUGGCGCGUUGCAGAAUUUUGAGGACAAUUUUGCCAACGGAAUUCACAAAGUUCAAAUUUAUUUCUAUGGAGAAAGUGUUCAGGGCGAUAAACUGGCCGUGCAUGUAUGGGAGGACAAAACAGACCAUCGUUUAUUAAUGGUGGACAUUUUCAACAAAGGUCAAUCUAUUUGUCAAAUUAAGCUGUUUUUCCAUUAAGUUCUUUUCGUUACAUGUAGACCUGUUCAGACUUACUUUUAUAUUUUAUUUGUCAGUUUUUAUGUCACAUGUCAUACAAAUACAUACUUCAGAAAUAAUCAGCAGAUGAACAUACGAUGAGGGAGAGGAAGUGCGGACACAGUGUGAAUAAACAGAGGGCCACAUUGCCAAAAUUAAUUGUUUUGUCCAUUUUUUUCGAAUCUUGAGUUACAAUAUAUUCCAUGCUGGAAAAUCAUAUUGAUGUUGAUAUAUUCUAUUCUACCAUGCUAAAGUGUAAUUGAAUCUACAUCAAUGUUUAUAAGGCAUCGCGACCUAUAUUAU